Molecule: messenger RNA, 1988 nt
Organism: Labeo rohita (rohu)
Lineage: Eukaryota; Metazoa; Chordata; Actinopteri; Cypriniformes; Cyprinidae
Gene: rsu1
Product: Ras suppressor protein 1
Exons: 9
Coding region: 190-1044 (284 amino acids)
Molecular function (GO): protein binding
Source: RefSeq, a predicted model, not a curated record
UGUAAGAACCAGACAUAGACAGAGAGAGACAGGCAAAGGAACAACCAAGAUCCAGUCUGUGGAUGGUCCCACCUGGGACGACAGGAACCCAAAGGAAGGGAGAAGUGUCGCCGUACCUCUGCUCCGUGCCAGAAGGAGGAGACAGAGAAGACUCCUAUUGCUCUUCCACCUUGUGCAGACAUCUAAGCAAUGUGUCUUCCAUGGAAGAAAAUGUCAAAGUCACUGAAGAAGAUAGUGGAGGAGAGCCGGGAGAAGAACCUACCGGAGGUGGACAUGUGUGACAGAGGAAUAUCAAACCUACUGGAUAUUCCUGGACUAUUUACCUUGUCCAACAUAACCCAAUUGGUGCUGAGCCACAACAAGCUGAGUGCUGUGCCUCCAAAUGUUGCAGAACUGAAGAACUUGGAAGUUUUGAACAUGUUCAAUAACCAGAUUGAGGAGCUUCCGACCCAAAUCAGUAGCCUGCAAAAACUUAAACAUCUGAACCUUGGGAUGAACAGGUUGAGCACUCUUCCGCGAGGGUUCGGAUCUCUUCCGGCGCUGGAGGUUCUGGAUCUGACGUACAACAACCUGAACGAGUCCUCACUGCCUGGGAAUUUCUUUUACCUCACCACCCUCCGCGCGCUCUAUCUCAGUGACAACGAUUUUGAGAUUUUGCCCCCAGACAUCGGCAAGCUGGCCAAGCUACAGAUAUUGAGUUUGAGGGACAAUGAUCUCAUCUCUCUACCUAAAGAGAUCGGAGAUCUGGCUCAGCUGAAGGAACUUCACAUUCAAGGGAACAGACUCACUGUACUGCCUCCUGAACUUGGUAACCUGGACCUGACAGGCCCAAAGCAGGUGUUUAAGGCUGAGAAUAACUCCUGGGUGACUCCCAUCGCAGACCAGUUCCAGUUGGGCGUCUCUCAUGUCUUUGAAUACAUCCGCUCGGAGACCUAUAAGUAUCUUUACGGGCGACACAUGCAGGCCAAUCCAGAAGCGCCCAAAAAGAACGCCGACAAAUCCAAGAAGAUCAGCCGCAAGCCGCUGGCGGCCAAGAACAAGUAGAGAAGAGAGCGACGGCGAGCUGAUCCGACCAUCCGAGAUGAUGAACCUCACUGCAUGUGCCUUUCCAUUUGAUAUUUAUUCAGAAAUUAUGUUUUUUAUUGCUUCAGUAUUACGUUAAUCAUGUAACCUCCAAAUGACUCCACUCAGCCAUUUUUUUCCAAGUGUCCUUCUUGUCCAAAGCCACUUUUUGCCUUCAAAGUGCCGCUUCUGUCAAGUCAGACCUGCGUUGGGUGCUAAUCAGCUUUCUGAACGUGUUUGUUGUGUCUCUCGAGAGGCGGCGGGAGUUUUGUCCUAUUCGAGCAUCCAGACGAGGAGAGCAGUGAAUUUUGGGAGGUGGUGACGAGCAUUUGUAACCGUACGGGGAUUUAGCAGGAGUUUCGGGGUCUUAGUGCAGUCUGAGCAGGAUUGUGUCAGGUCUCCAAGGGGAAACCGCUGACUGCUUCUUCUGCCUCUUAAUGACAGAUAUGAAUGGCUGCAAACGGGAGUUUCAGAUGGUACACAGCAGAUACCAGACAGAAACACCCCGGUGGCCAUUUGAGAGGGUCAACAAGAUAUCGCAGAUGGUGUUCUUUGAAGCGGUUGGCCAUUGUUUCUUACUGUGUAUACUAGUUAACAUGACGGUGCAACUUUUUACAGAACAAUAUACAGUGUUUGUAAAGAACCAGUUUCUUGAACCGGUUAAUCAUUCAAAAAUAUUGUCUUUUCUGCCGUCACUACAGCUUUAGGUUGCGUACACUAACAUCUUCUAAUUCUGCAAAGCUUAGCUGAAUUUGAAGUUUUACUUUUUUUAUGGAUGCAUCAUUGUUUUUUUUUUAAAUGUCACAAGCUAUUUCAUUGCAAUCACAUUUAUAUUUGUAAUGUUUUAAUGUUUUAUCAUGUGCACACAAUGCAGUGUGCUAUGUACUAAAUUUUUGACAUUGAAAUAAAGUCACCAUUUUGUUGGA